Messenger RNA from Myxozyma melibiosi, 883 nucleotides. RefSeq names its product SAC3/GANP/Nin1/mts3/eIF-3 p25 family-domain-containing protein. Gene Ontology annotation, biological process: proteasome-mediated ubiquitin-dependent protein catabolic process. The record is from RefSeq and is a predicted model, not a curated record. The transcript has 3 exons. Gene Ontology annotation, cellular component: proteasome regulatory particle, lid subcomplex; proteasome regulatory particle; nucleus. Lineage: Eukaryota; Fungi; Ascomycota; Lipomycetes; Lipomycetales; Lipomycetaceae. Bases 69 to 860 code for a protein of 263 amino acids.
CGCUCUUACGCUCAUCCACCACUGCUCCUCAUCGCGGAUCCAGUUCUAGCAAUAAUAAUCAGCAACAGAUGUCUUCACACACACUCGAAGCGCGUGCACACGAGCUCGCAGCCGCGUUCUCAGCCAAAGACUACGAGAAAUGCGCGACGCUGCUUCCCCCUCUCAAGCUGAUGCUAGCGCAGCUAAACAUCCUCGUCCCGCUGCCCUCGUCCGAUCCAUCGCUGCUGGUGCUCGCGCGGGAUAUUUUAGAGAUUGGCGCUCUGACGUCGAUAUUCCUGCGCGACGACGUGCUCUUCAGCCGGUACGUCGCGCAGCUGUCGUCGUUCUAUGCGCUCAAGGACAAGCUCUCGCCGCCGUCGGUGAACGAGAAGAAGCUGAUCGCGCUGCGAUUACUGCUGCUGCUGUCGAGAAACGACAUUGCCGAGUUCCACACAGAUCUUGAGACGUUGGAGGACGAGGCCGAUACCGAUCAGUAUAUUCGUUAUCCCGUCAUGCUCGAGCGAUGGCUGAUGGAGGGAAGCUAUGAUAAAGUCUGGAAAGCCACCACGCAGAGAAGUGAAGUUCCGGCGGAAGAGUUUGCCAUAUUCGCUGACAUUCUGGUCGACACGAUCCGCAGCGAAAUCGCCACGUGCUCCGAGAAGGCCUAUCCAUCACUACCUCUCGCCAACGCGCAGCACCUCCUCUUCUUUUCCGACGAGUCUGAGCUGAAGGAUUUUAUUGAGCAGCGCGGAUGGACGGUCGAGAACGGCAGGAUCUACUUCCCUCAGGAGGAACCGGACGCGCUCCAGAACGGAGUCGCGAUGGAGAGCAUUAUAGAAAACACACUCGGCUACGCUCGCGAGCUCGAGACUAUUGUCUAGAUGCUAUGUAUCAUAACUAGUAA